AUGAAGCGAGGCCGGCCUGGAGGCACAGGGCUGUCAUUGCUCUGGGUGCUGCUGUUGCUGUUGCUGUGCCAGGUGUUGCUGGGCGGCUCUGCGGGGUUGCUCCCCGGGAUGGCGAGACGCAGGCUCCCCGAGCAGCGGGCACACAGCCCCGAGCAGCGGGCACACAGCCCCGAGCUAGUCCAGGAGCUCCAGCGACGACUGCUCAUUGCCCUGGGCUUCAGUCGCCGGCCCGAGCCCAGCCCUGGUGUGGUGGUGCCGCUCUACAUGUUGCAACUGUACAGGGAGCGCUCCGGCCAGCCACAACCUCAACCACAACCCCAACAGCCCCAACCACAACCCCAACCACAGCCCCAACCACAACCUCAAUACCACCCAUCUCAACAUCCUCAACACCAACACCAACAGGCUGAGCCUCGCAGGAGGUCCAGCCUCAGCCUCUCCAACACCAUCAGGAGUUUCCAUCACGAAGAAACCCUGGAGGAGCUGCCGGGUGGCGGGGGAAAGAGCGUGCGUCGAUUUUUCUUCAACCUGGACUCUAUCCCGGCAGAGGAGCUGGUCAGCUCGGCCGAGCUGAGGAUCUUCCGUGAGGAGGUGCGAGAGGCCAGCGCCAACGCCAGCGUUCACCACAGGGUCAACGUGUACGAGAUCGUGAAGCCCCUGCCAGGAGCUGAGAUGGGCGGGGAACCCAUCACCCGCUUGCUGGACACCAGGCUGGUGCACCAGGCCCAGAGCAAGUGGGAGAGCUUCGAUGUGACCCCGGCAGCCUCGCGCUGGGCUUCCCGCGGGCAGCACAACCACGGCCUGGUGGUGGAAGUCCUGCACUCUGACAGCGAGCACUCCAGGCGGCACGUGAGGAUCAGCAGGUCCUUGCAUCAGGACGACGGGACCUGGGCUCAGAUGAGGCCCCUGUUAGUGACAUACAGCCACGACGGGAAAGGGCAGAGCUUGGAGAAGAGGUUCAGGCGCCAGGCCAAACACAAGCAGAGGAAGAGACUGAGGACCAGCUGCAAGAGGCACACUCUGUAUGUGGACUUCAGUGACGUGGGCUGGAAUGAUUGGAUCGUGGCACCUCCUGGCUACCACGCCUUCUACUGCCAGGGUGAGUGCCCCUUUCCCUUGGCCGAUUAUCUCAACUCAACCAACCACGCCAUUGUGCAGACUUUGGUCAACUCAGUGAACGCUAACAUUCCCAGAGCCUGUUGCGUGCCCACGGACCUCAGUCCCAUCUCCAUGCUGUAUCUGGAUGAGUAUGACAAAGUGGUGCUCAAGAACUAUCAGGAUAUGGUGGUGGAGGGCUGUGGGUGUCAUUAAACCACACACGGAGAGAGACAGAGAGAGAGAGAUAGAGCCAACGAACUUGACACUUUACUGUUUCCCAAUGAAGACCCUAUUUAUAUAUAAAUAUAUAUAUAUAUAUA
Molecule: messenger RNA, 1418 nt
Organism: Callorhinchus milii (elephant shark)
Lineage: Eukaryota; Metazoa; Chordata; Chondrichthyes; Chimaeriformes; Callorhinchidae
Gene: bmp2a
Product: bone morphogenetic protein 2a
Exons: 2
Coding region: 1-1311 (436 amino acids)
Biological process (GO): BMP signaling pathway; SMAD protein signal transduction
Cellular component (GO): extracellular region
Molecular function (GO): cytokine activity; growth factor activity
Source: RefSeq, a predicted model, not a curated record